This is a messenger RNA of Maniola jurtina (meadow brown), 957 nucleotides long. RefSeq lists its product as uncharacterized. Lineage: Eukaryota; Metazoa; Arthropoda; Insecta; Lepidoptera; Nymphalidae. The record is from RefSeq and is a predicted model, not a curated record. The transcript has a single exon. The coding region runs from base 1 to 957 and encodes 318 amino acids. Gene Ontology annotation, molecular function: nucleic acid binding. Gene Ontology annotation, biological process: DNA integration.
AUGGCUCCGUUGCCUCCAACCAGGCUCAUGCCUCAAAAGGUAUUCGAGCAUGUAGGGGUAGACAUCGGGGGUCCCUUUUAUAUUAAGGAAAGUUUACGUAAAAAUGCAAAGAUAACUAAGUCUUACUUAGCAUUGUUUAUCUGCUUUUCUACAAAAGCUGUGCAUUUGGAAGUUUUAUCUUCCUUGUCAGCUGAUUGUUUCCUCGCGAGUCUGGACCGAAUGACGUCACGCCGAGGGCUCUGCUCGGUCCUGUACUCAGAUCGCGGGUCAAAUUUCUCUGCUGCCAGCAAACAUUUAAACGAAGUGCAGCGAUUUUUGCGAGAUAACGAAGAUAUCACUGCGGGGUGCGCACAGAGACAAAUCUCCUGGAGGUUCAACGUAGCCAGUGCCCCAAAUAUGGGCGGGCUGUGGGAGGCUGGAAUUAAGUCUGCAAAGUACCACCUAGUGCGAAGCGUUGGUGAUAAAUACUUAACCUUUGAGGAACUUGCUACCGUGUUCUGUAAAGUCGAAGCAAUCCUCAAUUCCCGGCCUCUGUGUCCAUUGCCGUCAAGCGAUAAUCCGGAUGAAUUUAAUGUGUUGACAGCCGGUCAUUUUCUGAUAGGCAAAAGUUUAACGGCCGUGCCGGAAUAUCAACUUGAACUUGAGCCGAUCAGCAAAUUGUCGCGCUGGCAAUACCUUCAAAAAAGCUCGCAAUUAUUUUGGAAGCGAUGGAGUCGCGAGUAUUUAAACACGCUUCAACAGCGUGCAAAGUGGUUCACCUCAAAUAUUAAUAUUAAUGUGGGUGACUUAGUACUUAUUAAAGACGACAACGCGCCUCCUUGCCAUUGGCCGUUGGGCAAAAUAGAGGCCCUACAUCCCGGUCCCGAUGGUGUGGUUCGUUGUGUAACUUUACGCACGCAGAAGAGUCGGUUGCAACGACCGGUUAAUAAGUUAAGCCCUCUACCUUAUGUUAACUAA